This is a messenger RNA of Zeugodacus cucurbitae (melon fly), 1356 nucleotides long. It is a transcript of the gene RpLP0, whose product is annotated as 60S acidic ribosomal protein P0. Gene Ontology annotation, cellular component: cytosolic large ribosomal subunit. The coding region runs from base 166 to 1116 and encodes 316 amino acids. Gene Ontology annotation, biological process: ribosomal large subunit assembly; cytoplasmic translation; ribosome biogenesis. The transcript has 3 exons. Gene Ontology annotation, molecular function: structural constituent of ribosome; large ribosomal subunit rRNA binding. The record is from RefSeq and is a predicted model, not a curated record. NCBI's taxonomy places the organism in Eukaryota, Metazoa, Arthropoda, Insecta, Diptera, Tephritidae.
UGUCAUUUCUAAUACAACUCUGUUUGGAUUGCGCAAUGCGAUGCCAACUACUGCAAUUUUUCGUUGCGCUCGGCCAUUUUGGUCCAAGUCACCGUCGUUUGCAUACGUUUUGUGCUUUGUUCUUAAAUUCUUUUCACGAGUCCCUAAUAACACACUUGCUUCAAGAUGGUUAGGGAGAACAAGGCCGCCUGGAAAGCUCAAUACUUCCUUAAAGUUGUCGAACUCUUCGACGAAUAUCCUAAGUGCUUCAUCGUCGGCGCUGACAAUGUCGGCUCAAAGCAAAUGCAAAACAUCCGUACAAGCUUGCGUGGAUUGGGUGUUGUGCUCAUGGGUAAGAAUACUAUGAUGCGCAAAGCCAUCCGUGGUCAUUUGGAGAACAACGCUCAAUUGGAGAAAUUGUUACCACACAUCAAGGGCAAUGUUGGUUUCGUAUUCACCAAGGGCGAUUUGGCUGAAGUUCGUGACAAAUUGCUGGAAUCGAAAGUGCGCGCUCCUGCUCGUGCCGGUGCUAUUGCUCCUUUGCAUGUCAUCAUCCCAGCACAGAACACUGGUUUGGGUCCCGAGAAAACUUCUUUCUUCCAGGCUCUGUCUAUUCCAACCAAGAUUUCAAAGGGUACAAUUGAAAUCAUCAACGAUGUGCCCAUUUUGAAGCCUGGAGAUAAAGUUGGUGCUUCAGAAGCUACUUUGCUUAACAUGUUGAACAUUUCGCCCUUCUCAUACGGUUUGGCUAUCACCCAAGUAUACGACUCGGGCUCCAUUUUCUCACCUGAGAUCUUGGACAUCAAACCCGAAGAUUUGCGUGCCAAAUUCCAAGCUGGCGUUGCCAACUUGGCCGCCGUAUCUCUACAAAUUGGAUACCCAACAAUUGCUUCGGCACCACACAGUGUUGCCAAUGGUUUCAAGAAUCUCUUGGCCAUUGCUGCUGCCACAGAAGUGGACUUCAAGGAAGCCGCUACCAUCAAGGAGUUCAUCAAGGACCCCAGCAAGUUUGUUGCUGCUGCUGCUGCCUCUGCGCCAGCUGCUGGAGCCGCUGUUGCCGAGAAGAAGGAAGAAGCCAAAAAGGAGGAGUCGGAGUCGGAAGAAGACGACGAUAUGGGUUUCGGUCUCUUCGACUAAACAGUUCAACACUAACGUUGAUAUUACGCUUUUCUUUGGUGUACGCAUAUUUGGAUUUUACAAAACAUUUUGGAAAUGUUGGGAGUAUACUGGGAUUUUUUAACGCACGAAUUUGUUUCAGUAAAUUAUUGUCGUGGUCUGACACACCCAAUGGCAAGUUGCUGACUCAAAACGUGUGUUAUCUGAUUCUGUAAGGGAUUCUGAAUAUGUAUAACCGAAUAAAGUUGUAGAAAAAAUAAA